AAAAAAUAUGGCUGCAAUCAAUCAACGUUGUUGCGCUGGCACCAUGGGGUAUGCGCGUCGCGCGCGCAAGUCUAUGCAGAGCAGCAGCAUCUUAACACUACGCAAGAGAAUGAGCUUGUGAAGUAUAUAGACGCACUCUGCAAGCAUAGCUUACCACCUACAAGGGAGAUAGUACGAAAUUUUGCAGCAGAAAUAUUAAAACAGUAUGUUAAAAAGUGCUGGUCAGACCGCUUCAUUGAACAACUCCACAUCCACCUCCUCUCUUAA
Didymella exigua CBS 183.55 is the source of this 267-nucleotide messenger RNA. RefSeq lists its product as uncharacterized. Lineage: Eukaryota; Fungi; Ascomycota; Dothideomycetes; Pleosporales; Didymellaceae. The annotation marks the transcript as partial. The record is from RefSeq and is a predicted model, not a curated record. The transcript has a single exon.